This is a messenger RNA of Callorhinus ursinus (northern fur seal), 1776 nucleotides long. RefSeq names its product phosphate cytidylyltransferase 2, ethanolamine (gene PCYT2). Gene Ontology annotation, cellular component: cytoplasm. The record is from RefSeq and is a predicted model, not a curated record. Gene Ontology annotation, molecular function: ethanolamine-phosphate cytidylyltransferase activity. Gene Ontology annotation, biological process: phosphatidylethanolamine biosynthetic process. NCBI's taxonomy places the organism in Eukaryota, Metazoa, Chordata, Mammalia, Carnivora, Otariidae.
GCCGGCGGGCGGCGGCCGCUGGGAGUCGCGGAGCCGGCCGCACCGGGCCGCCGCUGCGGGGCCAUGAUCCGGAACGGGCACGGCGCGGCCGGCGGUGCACAGCCGCCGGGUCCGGAAGGCAGGCGCGCCGUGCGAGUGUGGUGCGACGGCUGCUAUGACAUGGUGCAUUACGGUCACUCUAACCAGCUGCGCCAGGCACGGGCCAUGGGCGACUACCUCAUCGUGGGUGUGCACACCGAUGAGGAGAUCUCCAAGCACAAGGGGCCCCCGGUGUUCACUCAGGAGGAGAGGUACAAAAUGGUACAGGCCAUCAAGUGGGUAGACGAGGUGGUGCCGGCGGCUCCCUACGUUACCACGCUGGAGACACUGGACAAGUACAGCUGCGACUUCUGUGUCCAUGGCAAUGACAUCACGCUGACUGUAGAUGGCCGUGACACCUACGAGGAAGUGAAGCAGGCUGGGAGGUACAGAGAGUGCCGGCGCACCCAGGGCGUGUCCACCACGGACCUCGUGGGCCGCAUGUUGCUGGUGACCAAGGCCCAUCACAGUGGUCACGAGAUAUCCUCUGAGUACCGGGAAUAUGCAGACAGCUUUGGUAAGUGCCCUGGGGGGCGGAACCCCUGGACAGGGGUGUCACAGUUUCUGCAGACAUCUCAGAAGAUCAUCCAGUUUGCUUCCGGGAAGGAACCUCAGCCAGGGGAGACGGUCAUCUACGUGGCUGGCGCCUUCGACCUGUUCCACAUCGGCCAUGUGGACUUCCUGGAGAAGGUGUACGGCCUGGCAGAGAGGCCAUACGUCAUCGCUGGCUUGCACUUUGACCAGGAGGUCAACCACUACAAGGGGAAGAACUACCCCAUCAUGAACCUGCAUGAGCGGACCCUGAGCGUGCUGGCCUGCCGGUAUGUGUCAGAAGUGGUGAUCGGGGCCCCCUAUGCGGUCACAGCAGAGCUCCUGGACCACUUCAAGGUGGACCUGGUAUGUCACGGGAAGACGGAAAUCGUGCCUGACAAGGACGGCUCAGAUCCUUACCAGGAGCCUAAGAGAAGGGGCAUCUUCUGUCAGAUCGACAGCGGGAAUGACCUUACCACGGACCUCAUCGUCCAGCGCAUCAUCAAGAACAGGCUAGAGUACGAGGCCCGGAACCAGAAGAAAGAGGCCAAGGAGCUGGCUUUCCUGGAGGCCAGGAGGCGGCAGGAGGUACAGCGCGAGAGGGAGAGCGACUGUGACUUCUGAGCAGAGGGUGGUCACGCAGCGUGCCCACGGGCCAGCCCCCUCCCUGCUCUGCUUCCCAUGCCUUGAGGGUUUGGUUCCCACAGUUUUUAGCAAGGCUGCAGUGUUCCCUCUCCACCUGGCCUCCUCUUGGAGGAUGCUGCCCCCCUCCGCACCAGCACGGGGGAGCGGCCCAGUGGGCGGGAUGAGCAGCGGGCACCUUCAGCCAGAGGGGUGCCACCCUGUGUGCCACUGAAGGCCCAGCUUCUCCCCCCCUGCCCCCAAGCCCCUGCAGACCCAGGACACCCCUACCGCCUGGCACUGCUUGCCUUCCUGGCCUCACCGGAAGCCGGCUUCAGGGGAGCAGUGACCUGAAGGGGGCACCCCCUUUCCUCUUCAGGGCACAGACUAUGCCACCUCCUGUGUGGGCUCCCUGGUGCCCUGGGCCUGGCUCUUAGGCACUGUGCCCCCCACUUCCCGGGCCAGCCUUGCUGCUCUCCCCACAGACUGUUCUCGAUUUUGUAUCUGACUGGCUGGUGAACAACCAAAUAAACCUGGUGGGAGGUA